AGGAAAAACAAGCAAAGCCGAACUCCUCCACCUAAAGAUGCAAAGUUUGAGGAAAAGGUCAAAUAUCUUCAAGCAAAGAAGCUAGUGAGUGAGCUCAAAAAGAGAGAAAAGAAGGGGGAGGGUGUUGGCACGAUGGAGGUUUUACCAACAUCGGAUCAACAAGAUUCUUCUAACUCCAAAGAUGGUGGUUCUACCGCUCCUAGUAUUGAGGUUGAAAGCUUACCUCCUAAUGAUACUACUAUGGCCGAGGUGUCCUUGGCUAUUUCUAAUGCAAAGAGUGGUGAUGCCUCAAACAAUGAGCCAUCUCUUGCACCCCAUGCAAUGGGGGGAGCUGGUUCCUUUGCGGAGGCACUCUUGGGGAUUUCAUCUUCUACAAAUGUAGGUGUAACAAAGGAGAGUAUUCCAAGCAAGGUUCAAACUACAUCUAUGGAAGUGUCGGAUUACAACAAAGUGAUUAUUCAGGAUGAAGACGAGUCCAUCUCACUUGGCUCACAUGACACCGAACCCAGCAAGCGAGACCAAGAGGAGGAAAAAGGGGAGGGAGGAAAGCAAUGGUCCUCCCUAUUCCAUAAUAACCGAGCUCCUUCUUCCGGAUUAAAGCUUGAAUACUUUCCACCCACCGGUGAAAAGUUGGAUUUUUCUCACUUAAAAGUUCCUACUCUCAUUGAAGUGUGGGGCUAUUGCUUGGUGGGUCACUUUUCGGGAAGGUUUCCAGGACUUAAAGCCAUAUAUGCCAUGACCAAAGCAUGGGAGGUGGAGGUACAAGUCAAAACACAUGGCAAGGGUUGGGUCAUAUUCAAGUUUCUAUGCGAGGGUGACCGAACCAAGGUACUAACCGAAGGGCCAUAUAUCCUAUAUGGCAAGACUAUGUUCCUUAAAGAAUUAUCGGAAGACUUCUCUACAAAUAGUGACGAGUUCCUCAAAGUGCCAACAUGGGUGAAAUUUCCUAGGCUUUCUAUGCGUUUGUGGCAAGCAAAUGAGAUUGGGAGGAUUGCCUCUAUGGUGGGUGUCCCUAUUACGACCGAUAAAGUUACUCAAGACAAAACCUACACUAGUUUUGCUAGAGUACUAAUUGAAAUUGAUGCUUCCAAGCCACCGACCCUCCAAUUUCCAAUUAUCCUCCCCUCAGGCAAAGAGUAUGUGCAAACAGUCCUAUACGAGACCUACCCUAAUUUUUGUUGUCAUUGCAAAAAAUUUGGGCAUCACUUCUUCGUGUGUAAGGUUCUCAACCCGCCAAAGGGAAAGGUAAUUGAGGAGGUUUCGACCAAGGGAAAAACAGUGGGGGUAACAACGGAGAAGGAGGAGAACUUCCAGGUGGUCACUUACAAAAAGAAGCAACCUAACGCUCCUUUACAAGGCAGGUUACAAACUGCCUAUAAGCUGCCGGUCUUCCCGUUUGUCCCCAAAAAUGUUGAAAACGUUUGGGGCAAAAAGCAUGUUGUUGAUAAAGAUUGGGAUGGACGUCAAGUUUCUAGCGUACAUGAGAUGGAAGUUGAUGAUAUAGUUACAAAAUUUGUAACUAAAGAAGACGGAUUGCACUUGGCGUUUGUUAAGAAGAGGCACCAAAUUGAGAGCCAUGCUUCCAUUGUUAGUAUCGGGAGAGACCUUCAUAGGGAGCCUCGCAUGGAUAAACCGGCUAUUUGCUUCACGGACUCUUGUCUUGUAUCACUUCCCGGAGUCAAACGUGCAAGGAGAUGGUACGCAUUUAAUAAAGAAAUUUUUAUUCUUAAUGUUGCUUGUUUUUUUGAUGUCAAUGUGAGGCACAACAAGGAUUUCUUGCAAGCUAAAAAACUGCCCACGGAGAGUAUUAUCCCCUCCAUGGCUUUGCAAUCAAGAGGAGAAGGUGCGAGUUCCUCCAAAUUGCCGGCACCAUAUACGAAGGCAGCACUUUUGGAUCCUUUAACCGGGGAGAAAGUCGCUCAACAAGUUGAAAAUCCGGAGGGACGAAGAGUUCGCAACAUGCACGACAUGUUUGAGGAUGAUGUAGUCACCAACAUGCUCAAGGAUGAAAACGGGAAAAGGGUGAUCUUCGUUAAACCCUUAGAUGAUAUUGCACAUGAUGUAAAAGUAGUGAAAGUGGGGCCUAGUCUUGAGUGGGUACCAUGUGAUGAACCGGGGGUCUUCUUUACCGAGCCGUGCUUGAUCUCAUUCCUAACGGUUAAGAAGAACAAAGAUUGGUAUGACUUUGAUACUUUGCUUUUCACUAACGAUGUGUUUGAUUUUUUUGAUGCCAACACUAGUUGGAACAAAAAAUACUUGAAAGAAAAGCAAAGAAGGAAGAGGAAGGCCGAGCGUGAGAAGGAGAAAGGGCAAAUUCAACCCGGGGAUGAUGGCUACACCUCGGAUUUCUAUCUCACUUGAUGAUUACACAGAAAUGGAGUCAAUUUAUUGAUGGCACGGCUCAGUUUUCAAUUGUGAGGAAACUAAAGUUGCUCAAAAGGCCGCUAAAGAACCUCAACGCAGUGGAAUUUGGGCAUAUAUCAAUGAAGGCAAAGAGAGCAAAGGAAGAAUUCAAAAGGUUGAAUAAAUUAUUGCUAGUCUCGCCUCUUGAUGAUGAUUUAAAAUUGCAAGUGGGGGCUGCUAGGAAAAAGGCUACCUUUUUGGGGGAGGCCGAAUCAUGCUUCUACCAACAAAAAGCAAAGGCCACACACAUCCUUGAGGCAGACAAAGGCACAAGAUACUUCCAUGCCAUCGUGAAGAGGAAUGCUACAAGGAACGCCAUUUCUUCCAUAGUUUUGGAGGACGGUAGCCUUACUACUUCCUUAGAUCAGGUUGGGGAUGAAUUUGUAAAAUUUUUUGUGAAUUUAUUUGGUACUAGCGAGAUAAACCUACCCCUUGACCCGUUGGUUUUAGGAACCGGCCCCUUGAUUGAACCAAGUGUUCAUGAUAGCCUUCUUACUCCGGUAACAAACAAGGAAAUUAAAGAUGCUUUGUUUGAUAUUGGGGAUGACAAGGCACCGGGGCCGGAUGGGUUUACCUCGGCCUUCUUUAAGGCAAAUUGGAGUUUUAUUGGGGAUGACAUAAUCCAAGCGAUUAAGGAGUUUUUUCGGACGGGUAAGUUGCUCAAACAGAUCAAUCAUACUGUUAUAGCACUUAUCCCUAAGACUAAUCACUCCCCGAAAGUGUCGAACUAUAGACCUAUUUCAUGCACGAAUGUAUUAUAUAAAAUUAUCACAAAAAUUAUUGCGGCUCGAUUAACCCCGUGUCUUUCGGGACUGGUUAAUCAAGCCCAAGGAGCUUUCGUAGAUGGCCGCCUAAUGUUUGAUAACAUUUUCCUAGCCCAGGAAGUUGUUAGAGGAUACAAUAGGAAGCGAAUCUCACCGAGAUGUAUGAUUAAGGUAGAUUUGCGCAAGGCCUACGACACGAUUUCCUGGGAUUUCUUGGACAAAGUCUUGAGGGGCAUGGGCUUCCCCGAUAAAUUUAUUGCAUGGAUUAUGGAGUGUGUGUCCAAUGUCUACUUCUCGGUUUCUUUAAACGGAUCGCUUUACGGAUUCUUCAAAGACAAACGUGGAAUUAGGCAAGGGAUGUCCAAUGUCCCCUUUGCUUUUUGUUUUGUGCCUUGAAUAUUUCUCCCGGUUACUCACCGUGAGAACCAAAGGGGGGAAUUUUAAUUACCACCCGCAAUGCUCCACGUUGGGCAUCACCCAUUUGGCAUAUGCCGAUGACCUUAUGCUAUUCUCGAGAGGUGACACAUUUUCCAUUGAAAUAUUGGUCAACGCUCUCAAAGAGUUUGGCGAGGCAUCCGGUCUAAGGGUUAACCACGAAAAAUCGAAUAUUUUUUUGGGAGGGGUGAAGGAGCUAGAACUACAAAACAUUUUAAACAUUGUCGACUAUGGGCAAGGAAUAUUCCCGGUAAGAUACCUUGGAAUACCACUUGCCCCGCUAAAGGUAUCGGUUGCACAAUAUGCUCCCCUAAUCGACAUGGUCAAAGAUUUCCUAAAUGCGUGGAAUACGAAAACACUAUCCUAUGCUGGAAAAAUUGAGCUAAUCCGAUCGGUGAUCCAAGGGGUCCAAUCGUUUUGGCUCCAAAUCUUCCCGGUUCCGCAAACCAUAUUGGAUAGGAUAGUGUCCAUUUGUAGAAUGUUUUUGUGGGGUGGAAAGUUUGCGAAGGUGGCUUGGGAUGACAUAUGUCUUCCAAAAGAGGAAGGGGGUCUUGGCAUCCAUAAUGCCCGUACUUGGAACCAUAGCCUCCUUUCUCGCACUCUUUGGGACGUACACAAAAAGAAAGAUACCCUUUGGGUUCGUUGGGUUAAUGGUGUAUACCUUAAGGGUAGAAGUGUGUGGGAUUUUGUCCCACACGGCCGAGACUCACAACUCAUGAAGAGGUUAAGUCAAAUACGGGACAAAAUACGAGGAUGCUUUAAUAAUUUAAAUGAAACCAUUAUGGGCCUUAACGCUAGGAGUAGGGUUGGACUCGGGCCGGGUCGGGCCCGGGCCGGGCCUAGGCCUGGUCGGGCCGGCGGUUCUAUAUAGUUGGACCCGGGACCGGCCCGGGUAGCCACCGGGUCCGGUCCGGGUCCGGGCCGGGCCGGGCCUCGGGUUUGGUUACUUUUUUUUUUUUGCUUAGCUACCCAUCCCCCAAAGCCGACACACACGCCACAACAAGCUGGGGGAGGUUCUAGUGCCGCGAAGCCUAUUGUGGCUAACCUUGGGGUUAGUAUUGCUAAGGAGCUGCUGGUUCCUUCCCUUAGCAUCAAGCCGCGGCCGAGUGUUAAAUUCUCAAAGGAACGACAUCAACUUAUGGUUGCUUCCAAGGACAAAGAUGGAAAAGAGAUUUUGGCCAAUCUUCCUAGAGGCUAUGUAGUAAGGAGUGUGCACGAGAUGGACUCUAAGGACAUUGUUACCGGUGUCUUUAUUGAUGAAAAGGAAGGCCACUUGCUACUACUAUUGAUUUGGAUGAGCUACCAGAUGGAGAAACCUUGAUCAAGGUGGGGGCUGACCUUAAGCCGGUCACUAAUGAGGAGGAUCCGGGUGUUUAUUUCACCCACAGUGGCCUAUUGAAGCUGCCCGGUGUAAAGAAGAAUGGAACAUGGUAUGACUUUGAACCUAAAACUUUUAUUUCUAAUGUUUUUUCUUUCUUUGAUCCGUGUAGCAAGAACAAUGUUAGUUACUACAAGGAGCUAUUGAGGAGAGAAAGAAGGAGUGCAAGGAACAGUGCUGCCGCGGGUGGAGGUCCCACCACGGAUCUUUAUCUUACUUGAUGACAAAGGGUUUGGUAUGGAAUGUUAGGGGCCUAAAUAAGGCCUCUAAACAUAAUUUAAUUGCAUCUUAUAUCAAAUCAAAUAUGAUUUGUUUUGUUUGUUUUUUGGAAACUAAAAUGACUUUGGCCACAUUAAAUAAUUACAUUUCAAAUAAGUGGCCGGGUUGGAGUUUUGAAAAUAAUUUUGACUUGAUUAAUGGAGGUAGAAUUGCGGUCAUGUGGAAUCCGAGCCUAAUAAAGGUUGAUUUUCUUGAAAAAGAUAAACAAUUUUUGCAUGCUAGGUGUGUGUGUUGCAUUACACAAACCCCUUUCUUUGUGUCUUUUGUCUAUCCACUUUACACGGUCCUAGAAAGGAAGGCCCUUUGGGACCAUUUGACUUUGGUUGGUGACCAAGUGUCCGAACCAUGGAUGGUGUGUGGCGAUUUUAAUUGUAUUGCUACGCCCAAUGAAAGGGUGAGUCCUACCCCCCUACGGCGUAUGUAAUGCAACACUUUUUUGAUUUUAAGGUUGCCAAUAGCCUUGAAGAUGCGCCCUCCACGGGAGAGUUCUUCACUUGGAACAAAGGUGCACUUUGGGCAAAAUUGGAUCGUGUAUUAAUAAAUGAAGUGUGGGGGAUUAAAAGCAUCAGUUGUAGGGUCCAUUUCCAUGAAAUGGAGGUUGAGUUUGACCAUACGGCAUCCGUAGUGUCAAUACUCUUAAACUCCUCUCCUAGACCCAAACCGUUUAAAUUUUUUAACAUGUGGCUUAAACACACUGAUUUUGCUAAUAUCUUAGCCUCGCAUUGGAGUCAGAACGUUGUAGGUACGGCUCAAUUCAGGUUGGUGAAGAAACUUAAGGGACUUAAACGGCCCCUAAAGAAUCUCAACGCCGCGGAAUUUAGUCAUAUCUCUAGUAGGGCAAAGAGGGCAAAGGAAGAGUUCAAACGGUUGCAUAGAUUGGCACUUCUAGAUCCGGGGGAUCAAGAAAUCAAGGCCCAACUGUCCAUGGCUUCAAAGAAUGCUAUUUUCCUAGGUGAAGCCGAAACAUCCUUCUUCCAACAGAGGGCAAAGGCUACGCAUAUACUUGAGGCGGACAGGUGCACCAAAUAUUUUCAUGCAAUCGUCAAGAGGAACCUGACCAGGAAUGCUAUCUCAUCACUUACCUUGGAGGAUGGUACCCUUACCACCUCCUUGGACCAAGUGGGAAGUGAAUUUGUAAACUUUUUUAUUGAUUUAUUUGGAACUAGUGCCACUUGCCUGGACCUGGACCCCUUGGUUUUAACUUCGGGUCCAUCAAUUGAGCCUAGUGCUCAUGCGAGCCUCAUUGCCCCGGUAACAUCGUUGGACAUUAAAAAUGCCCUAUUUGAUAUAGGCAAUGAUAAGGCUCCGGGUCCGGAUGGAUAUUCAUCUGCCUUCUUUAAGGCGAAUUGGAAUGUUGUGGGGAAUGACAUAGUCCUAGCGGUCAAGGAGUUUUUUAGCUCGGGAAAGUUGCUAAAACAGAUCAACCACACUGUCAUAGCGCUUAUCCCAAAAACAAACCACUCCCCAAAAGUCUCGGACUAUAGACCCAUCUCGUGUACGAAUGUCCUAUACAAAGUUAUUACGAAAAUUCUUGCGGCUAGAUUAAUUCCGUGUCUUCCGGGAUUAAUUGAUCAUGCCCAAGGUGCCUUUGUGAAUGGCCGUCUCAUGAUUGAUAACAUUUUCCUUGCCCAGGAACUUGUUAGAGGAUACACGAGAAAACGAAUUUCACCAAGAUGUAUGAUCAAGGUGGAUUUGCGUAAGGCCUAUGAUACUAUUUCUUGGGAUUUCCUUGAGGCGGUUCUCAAGGGUUUGGGCCUCCCUUUGAGAUUUGUGGGUUGGGUUAUGGCAUGUGUUACCACGGCAUCGUUUUCUGUUUCUCUAAAUGGAUCACUAUAUGGGUUUUUUGAGGGAAAAAGGGGUAUUCGUCAAGGAGAUCCAAUGUCUCCCCUUUUAUUUGUACUAUGCCUAGAAUACUUUUCUCGACUUCUUAACUUGAAAACCAAAAAAUCGAAUUUUAAAUUUCAUCCUAAAUGCGAACCUCUUAAGAUUGCGCAUUUGGCCUAUGCAGAUGAUCUUAUGCUAUUCUCUAGGGGCGACAAGGUCUCAAUCGAAACUCUGGUCAAAGCGCUCCAAGAAUUUGGGGAUGCAUCGGGCCUUAGGGCGAAUUACAACAAAUCUAACAUCUUUAUAGGUUACCUAUUGGAGGACUUUGGACUAUUGGAAGCCGCGGCAUGUGGGAAGUGUGAAGCCGCGACAUGGGAGACUUUUGAAGCCGCGACAUGUGGAUGCAGCUUGCAUCACGUCGUCUUGUUUUUGAUUUUUGGAGUUAAAGGAGCACACUAUAACCUCCUUUGACUUAGGCUUGAUUGUUUUUUGGUAGAGCUAUGUGCGUGCACACUUGCAGCACUGAUUCUGAUUUUGUUUAGCCUCGGGCAUUGGGUAUACUAUACUUAGGCCCUGAUUUUUGAUUUUGGACUAGAUCGAAUAAAAACCUCUCCUAACCCCUACGCUAGGUAGGGGUGGGGGGAGGGUUUAGGAGAUCUAAAACCCAUGAUGUAUAGUUUUUCUUUGGGUGUUGAUAUAUAUUUACAUUUCAUCCAAAAAAAUCGAAAGAGCUCUCAGUUCUGAUGAUCCUGAUGAUUAAAGCCGUUAUAUGGAAUGUUAGAGGUUUGAAAAAACCUUCUAAACACUCUACUAUUUCGAAUUUUAUUAAUUCUAAUCAUGCGAGUUUGUGUUGUUUUUUGGAAACAAAAAUGUCAAAAUUAAAUAUUGCGAAUUAUAUAUCUAAUAAAUGGACUGGUUGGCUUUUUGAAACUAAUCACUCUUUUAUAGAUGGUGGACGUAUACUUGUAUUUUGAAAUCCUAAUUUAAUCACAUGUACAUUAAUUGAAAUGGGGGAGCAACACAUGCACUUCAAAUGCCUAUGCCUCACGUCUCAAACUGUUUUUCAUGCUACUUUUGUCUAUUCGCUAUAUACAGUUUUGAGGCGUAGGUCUCUAUGGGAGCACCUGUCUUUGCUCGGGGAUCAAAUUAAGGAUCCUUGGUUCUUAGCUGGUGACUUUAAUUGUGUUUGCUCUCCUAAUGAGAGGUUGGGUUCUAACGCACCCUCGGACUAUCUUUUAAAAGAUUUACUUGAUUUUAAAAUCCGGGCUAGCCUUCAAGAUGCCCCAUCCAUGGGGGAAUUCUUUACGUGGAAUAAGGGACAUCUUUGGGCAAAACUUGACCGGGUAUUGUUAAAUGAGACGUGGGCUCAUUUGAGGAUCGGAUGCAAGGCCCAUUUCGCUGAAAUGGAGGUCGAGUUUGACCACACGGCAUCUGUGGUGUCUAUACUCAAUAAUACCUCUCUCAGGCCGAAAUCAUUCAAAUUUUUUAACAUGUGGUUGCAACAUUGUGCUUUCACUAACAUACUUUUGCAGAAUUGGAAUGUGAAUAUUCAAGGCACGACUCAAUUCCAAAUUGCUAAGAAACUUAAGUUGCUAAAACAGCCGCUUAAGAAUCUUAACAAAGUGGAAUUUGGUCAUAUUUCUAUGAAGGCAAAAAAUGCGAAAGAGGAUUUUAAAAGGCUUAACAGGUUGUUGCUUGAUUCUCCCGAUGAUGCCGACCUCAAAGAGCAAGUAAAUGAGGCGAGAAAAAGAGCCACCUUCCUAGGUGAGGCCGAAUGUAGCUUCUUCCAACAGCGGGCGAAAGCUACACAUAUCCUUGAGGCGGAUAAGGGCACAAGGUAUUUCCACGCUAUCGUCAACAGGAACAAGGCCAGGAAUACCAUUACGUCCAUAAGGUUGGAUGAUGGUAGCCUCACUACUUCUAUUGAUCAUGUUGGGAAUGAAUUUGUAAAAUUUUUUGUUGAUCUUUUUGGCACCGAGAUGGAAACCUUUUCCUUUGACCAAACGGUACUAGGAAUCGGCCCUUUGAUUGAACCAAGUGUUCAUGAUAGCCUAUUAUCUCCGAUAACAAACAAAGAAAUUAAAGAUGCUUUGUUUGAUAUUGGGGAUGACAAGGCACCAGGGCCGGACGGUUAUUCAUCGGCGUUUUUUAAGAAAAAUUGGAAUGUUGUGGGGGGGGGGGAUGUGACUCGAGCGAUCAAAGAGUUCUUUAACUCGGGAAAGAUGCUUAAACAGUUAAAUCAUACUGUGAUAGCUCUAAUUCCUAAAACUAGUCACUCCCCUAUGGUCUCAGAUUAUAGACCUAUUUUGUGUACUAAUGUGCUUUACAAGAUCAUUACGAAGAUUAUUGCGGCAAGAUUAAUCCCUACCUUUUCGGGUUUGAUUAACAAAGCACAAGGUGCGUUUGUGGACGGCCGCCUAAUGUUUGAUAACAUUUUCCUCGCCCAGGAACUUGUUAGAAGAUACAAUAGGAAGCGAAUCUCACCUCGUUGUAUGAUUAAGGUGGAUUUGCGCAAGGCCUAUGAUACUAUUUCUUGGGAUUUUCUUGCCAAUGUUCUUAAGGGUCUGGGCUACCCCGUUUUAUUUGUGGGUUGGAUAAUGGAGUGCGUUACUACCGCAUCUUUUUCUGUUUCGUUGAAUGGAAUUUUGCAUGGGUUCUUUAAGGGUAAGCGUGGCAUUAGGCAAGGGGAUCUAAUGUCCCCGAUGCUUUUCGUUCUAUGCCUUGAGUACUUCUCUCGCCUUCUUACUAUGAAAUCUAAAGUAUCGGACUUUAACCAUCACCCGCUUUGUGGGUCUUUGUGUAUAACCCACUUGGCCUAUGCGGAUGAUCUUAUGCUCUUCUCGAGAGGAGACAAAUACUCCAUUGGAAUAUUGGUUGAGGCUCUUAAAGAGUUUGGGGACGUAUCGGGCCUAAGGGUUAACCAUAACAAAUCUAACAUUUUCGUUAGUGGGGUUAAUAGCUACGAUUUGCAGGGUAUUUUAGACCUCGUGGACUUUGAUCGUGGAGCUUUCUCGGUGAGAUAUCUCAGUAUCCCACUUGCGCCUUUAAAAAUCUCCGUGGCCCAAUAUGCGCCACUACUAGAUACGGUAAAUGAUUUCUUAAGCACCUGGAACACCAAGACGAUUUCAUAUGCAGGUAAACUUGAGCUAAUACGAUCGGUGAUCCAAGGGGUCCAAUCGUUUUGGCUCCAAGUGUUUCCGGUGCCUCAAACUAUUCUUGAUAGAAUUGUUUCGAUAUGCCGUAUUUUUUUAUGGGGUGGCAAAUUCACAAAGGUGGCUUGGGACGAUAUUUGCCUCCCCAAAGAGGAAGGCGGCCUUGGCAUUCACAAUGCUAAGAUAUGGAAUCACGCCCUCCUUGCGCGCACCCUCUGGGACGUACAUCUAAAGAAAGACACGCUCUGGGUUCGUUGGGUGAACGGUGUAUACCUCAAGGGUAGAACCGUGUGGGAUUUUGUCCUACACACCCGAGACUCCUGGCUCAUGAAGCGACUUAGUCUCAUUCGAGAUAAAAUCCGGGGUUGUUUUAAUAACAUGAAUGAUACGAUUCUUGGUCUUAAUUCCCGUUCCACAAAUGGGAAAUUAACCUCCGCAAAAAUUUAUGAUUUACUUAGAGUUAAGGGUAAUGUUAGGACUCCUAUGAGUUUCAUGUGGAAAUCCUACAUUCCCCCCAAACUAUCUUUUAACGUGUGGUUGGCUUUAAGAAACCGGCUUCCUACCCAGGAUAGCCUCGGUUAUCUGCACAUUGUGAAUAGGUGUGACCUGUGCAAGGAUGGUUUGGAGACAAUACCACACCUUUUUUUCCUUUGCCCCUUUACUUGUAGGGUGUGGCAGCACAUAAGGAUCUGGAUGAGACUUGGGCGUGAUAUGACCACCUUGCUAAGUGCUGUGAAGUGGAUUAUGAAGACUCAUAGAGGAUCGACGUUGAAGGCAAAGGCAGCCCGCCUCGCUUUCUGCGCCACAAUUUAUUAUAUCUGGCAUGGGCGUAAUGAGAUACGAUUUGAGGGGGGAUCAAAGACGGAGGGAGAUAUUAUUGCUAAGAUCAAGCAUGUGGUGUAUAAGGUCCUAUACAACUUAUACCCGCAUGAACUGAUCAACUUUUGAUGAUGGAUGCCGAAGCCGCGGCAUAACCUCCUUGGAUUUGUGUGUGCACCUUGCAACACAUCGGACUUUUGGUUGAGGCUAAGGGGAGACUUCACUAUAACCUCCUCUUGGCUGGGAUGUUCGCAUCUGUUUUUGAUGUAUUGUUAUGAUCUGUGUGCGUGCAUCAUGGCAGCACCGCUUUUCUUUUGUGAUUUUUGGGCAUUUAGUAUUGUAUACUUAGGCCCUUUUUGAGUUUUUGACCUUUGAUUAGAUCGAAUAAAAACCUCUUCUUACCCCUACACUAUGUAGGGGUGGGGGGGGGGGGGGUUAGGAGAUCUAGAACUCAUGAUGUAUAGUUUUCUUUGGGUGUUAAUAUAAAUUUACAUUUCAUCCAAAAAAAAUCGAAAGAGCUCUCAGUAGAGUACGCGUAGAGAAAAGCUCCAGCUUCUCACUAAGAUUUUUCGCACUCCCAGGGUCGGAAGUCUUAGUUCGCACGUACUCUACCUUGCUUGAUCUAGAAAUUCCACCGACUGAUUCUCGUUUUUCUUGUUGUUCUUACCUCGGAAAUCUCUCCUCUUUCACAUCUAUCGUUUGGAUUUGUUAGAAAUUGAUUUCUGAAGCAAGGACCGACGUAUUUAGAAACCUCUGCUCGCACAAUCUACUGUUCAUUCCCGAUUUAGAAGUUGUGCUUGGAUCUAAAAUUGGACGGUUGGUUGUGGAAAAGGAAGCUUGUUUGGGGGUCGCCGGCCUCUGGCGAACCUCCGACACCUGGUUUGGGACCUCCGCCACGCCGCCGUACCGGACUUUGAGAAGAGUCGUUGCGAACGGCCACUGUUCAUCGCAGUCUACAAUCUUGCAGAUUUCUUCAUUUGUUGUCGUUCAACCUGGAAUCUGAAGCUUGUUUAGAGUUCAUCUGGCUGGGACGAAGCUGCUGGUACUGAUCUUAUCUGCUACAAGUCGGUAAUCCGUUUUCCCCCAAAUUUCUUGGGCACUGUAGCUACGACGAAGGUCAGACUGCUUUGACUCUCUUUACUGCAAUUAUUCGUUGCUUCUUUGAAUUAUUGUUUCUCUGUGAGCUUCGUCAGGUUUAGCAGCACCUCUGGUAUUUUUUUGGGAAUUGUUUAACUGGAUUUGAGCUUGUGCGUUACUGUUCAUCUUCCCUGGGAGAUUGCUACAGUAAUCUCUGCGCACCAGAACUAGUUAAUUGAUUCUCUAGUCAUUUGUACUUGGUGUUUGCUUGUUCUAACAUUACUGCUCCAAAAUUGUGUCAAAAUUGAUUUCAAGGGGUCCAAUCUUUUUGGCUACAAGUCUUUCCAGUGCCGCGGACUAUCCUUGAUAGAAUUGUCUCCAUAUGUAGGAUUUUCCUAAGGGGAAGAAAAUAUGCCAAAGUGGCAUGGGACGAUAUUUGUCUCCCUAAGGAUGAGGGGGGGUUGGGCAUUCGUAAUGCAAAUAUAUGGAAUCAAGCCCUCCUAUCUCGUACACUUUGGGAUGUGCACCUAAAAAAGGACACCCUUUGGGUUAAAUGGGUAAAUGGUGUCUACCUUAUUGGUAAAAGUGUGUGGGACUUCUCCUCACACAGCCGGGACUCGAGUUUCAUGAAAAACUUGGCAUUAAUACGAGAUAGGAUUAGGGGUUGUUUUAACAACCAUAAUGACACAAUUUUGGGGCUACCCUCUAGAUCUAUUAAUGGCAAAUUGAUUUCAAGUAAAAUUUAUGAACUUUUGAGAACUAAGGGAACGAUUAGAGUUUGGAUGAGCUUCAUUUGGAAAUCCUACAUCCCUCCAAAGUUCUCCUUUAUGAUUUGGCUUGCUUUUAGAAAUAGGCUACCAAGACAAGAUAGCCUUGGAUUUUUGCAUAUCGUUAAUAGAUGUGACUUCUGCAAGGGUGACUUGGAAACAAUGCCACACCUCUUUUUUCUUUGCUCUUUUACUUGCAGGAUUUGGGAGAAGAUUAGGGAAUGGAUGGGCAUGGAGAACCAAAUGACUACGCUGCAGAGCUCGGUCUAAUGGAUUUUGAAGAAGCACAAAGGCUCCACUUUGAAGGCAAAGGCUGUCCGGAUCGCAUUCUGUGCCGCGGCAUACUACAUAUGGCAUGCUAGAAACGCCUCUCGCUUUGAUGGAGCUAGGAAGAUGGAGGAUGAAGUUAUUGCGAAGAUUAAACAUGUGGUAUACAAGAUACUAUUUUCUAUAUACCCACAUGAUAUGAUCAGAUUUUAAAGAGAAGAAUUGGGUGAAGGCCCCGGCAUCCAGCCAUGGUCUAGUGUGUUUGCUCCUUGCAACACCACUGAAUUUUUUGCUUAAGCAAUGGGACUAACUUAUGUCCCAUUUGCCUGAUUUUUGCUUAGUCAUAUAUGUGCUACUUUGCACAACUGAAUUAUUUUUGUAAUGGGGCAUUUGGUAUAUUAUACUUAGGCCCCUUAGAUGUUGUUUUUGAUGUUAUGCUAGAUCGUAUAAAAACCUCUUCUUACCC
Molecule: messenger RNA, 13631 nt
Organism: Cuscuta europaea
Lineage: Eukaryota; Viridiplantae; Streptophyta; Magnoliopsida; Solanales; Convolvulaceae
Source: the annotation of a GenBank genome assembly